This is a messenger RNA of Xylona heveae TC161, 1389 nucleotides long. Its product is annotated as CDC73-domain-containing protein. The transcript is spliced from 2 exons. The record is from RefSeq and is a predicted model, not a curated record. Gene Ontology annotation, biological process: positive regulation of transcription elongation by RNA polymerase II; transcription elongation by RNA polymerase II. NCBI's taxonomy places the organism in Eukaryota, Fungi, Ascomycota, Xylonomycetes, Xylonales, Xylonaceae. The coding region runs from base 1 to 1389 and encodes 462 amino acids. Gene Ontology annotation, molecular function: RNA polymerase II complex binding. Gene Ontology annotation, cellular component: Cdc73/Paf1 complex.
AUGGCUAAUGUCACCGACCAAGCAAGCGCCGAUCCGCUUCUUCGUCUGCGUCAGUCGAUUGCCGCCAACAGUCCGCCUGUGCCCACAAAAUCGGCCGACGCAGAUGCUUCUGCCUCUGACGCGGUCCCAAGCAUCGCCACUGCUACACAUUUACUUUUUUCCAAGCCUGAUCGCAAAGCCUUUCCGCUGGAUACGCCGACGCGGUUCGUGCCGUCUGGCGAGCCCGUCGACCUGCGAAGCAUCUAUUUUGCAUGGCAGAAAAAGGACGUUGCUAUUCCCGACUACAUUGCCUCAGCGCAGCGACUCAAUGAGGAAUUAGGUGGAUCCGGCGGUGCGGGCGGCAAAGUUCGCAACCUCGUCUUUGUCGAAAGAUUAGAUCUCAUCACUUGGCUUGAAGGCGCGUCCGAAGAGAGCGAAUACAUCAAGCCACUGGCCGGAGACUCUGCUGCAGCAGCGGCCGCUGCCGGAUCCUCGGCAGAUGUUGCAUCUGGCGCAGCCGGUGGAAUUGCGCCCGUCCCCAGCGGAGCUCCUGGCGCGAGUCUUGCCGCCGGCCCAGGCGGUCGGCCGGUCAAGACUAUUGACCCCAGACUGGCGGAGAUUUAUCGCGGGGAGAGAAGAAUGGGAGAUAGAAAUACCAUCCUGAGAGGAAUCAAGCCGACUGAAUUCUCUCACGUUCGCAAAGCCGCCGAAUCCUUUCUCGCGCGGGCCCGCAGCGCUCGAGCCGGCGCCGGCGCAUCUGGUACUCACCCGGCAAUCGCAUCCUCUACCGCCGCGGCAUUGGGUCUACCCGGCAGUCUAUCGCAGCCGAGUCUCGUGUCGCUGCCCUCGAAGCGUGGAUCGGGCCGCCGCCCUGAGCCGAUCAUUCUCCUAUCCCCCUCUGCCUCAUCUCUGCUUCGGAUGAGCAACAUCAAAUCGUUCCUCGAGAGCGGACUGUACAUCCCCGCGGACUCUGCGCUGGCCGGGUCGUCGAAUACGGCGAAUAUCUUGCACAUUUCGCGCCUCCUUCCGUCCAUUGAUGCGCAGCGUCCCAUGCGAUUCAUUCUGGUUGAUACCCCCGAGCAGUUCAAGCCCGAUUACUGGUCCCGUGUUGUCGCCGUCUUCACGACCGGCCAGGCCUGGCAGUUUAAAUCUUACAAGUGGCCUUCCCCGCCGGACCUCUUUCGAAAUGUCCUCGGCAUCUAUAUCGGCUGGAGAGGCGAGGACGUGCCCUCGUCUGUCAAGGGUUGGGGGCGUGGCGUCAUGAAGACCCAGGUCGACAAGUGGAAUAAUCAUUUCGGCGUCCAGGGAAGAUGGAGAGACAGGGAGGUCGUAGAGGAGAUUUGGCUGGCCAUUGAAGAGAGUAUGCGUGCAAAGGGCUGGACCAGGGACGCUGGACCCGCGAUGAGAUAG